Selaginella moellendorffii is the source of this 2179-nucleotide messenger RNA. Its product is annotated as spidroin-2. The record is from RefSeq and is a predicted model, not a curated record. Bases 46 to 1965 code for a protein of 639 amino acids. The transcript has 3 exons. Lineage: Eukaryota; Viridiplantae; Streptophyta; Lycopodiopsida; Selaginellales; Selaginellaceae.
CCUAGAGGGAUUUUUCUUCGUGGGAGCUGUGUGGAUGCGCAAGGAAUGCUGGUGAGUGCUAUGGCGGCGCAGGUAGUGAGCGUGCCGCUGCCGCCGCUAGCGCGAUCAUCCUCCUCUUCUUCAGCGCCCGCGGCUGGAAUCGGCAAUGGCGUCGACAAGGAUCUCCUCUCGCGGCAUUCCAGCAGCAGCGGUCUUAGGGUCCAGCGAUUAGGGCCUGGAGGAGAGCUCUCCAGGACGCGAUUUCGGCUGCUCAGGGCACCGGAGGCCGCAUCUGGCAGUGAUCUUGGGAGCUCUUGGAAUCCUUCUUCUAGCUCCUCCUCGUCCUCGAGCGCAUUGCCGUGGGAGAGUUCCAGCAAUAGCAGCACUAGCAGCGGUGGAAACUCCAGCUCUUCUAGUCUAUGGGGUCCCGGUGGGCUUUUUGGCUCUACCACGCCAGCUUCCAGCGCUGUGGUAGAUGUAGUUCCAUCUCCAGCAGGCACCGAUGGAGCGGCAAAGACCGAGAACACUGGUGGUGGAAUCGAUCCAAACCAGAAGAUUUACAGGGACGGAGAUGGCUGGCCUCAUCCUCUCAUGGAUCCCGAGUACAAAGUCUCGGACGAGCCAUUUGGCUGUGGAUCUUUCAAAGGUGGCAAAGGAGUCGGGAAAGUUUGGCCCAAUCCAAACUAUAAGCCCAAGCCUGGUGACAACUACGUGUGGUCGACUGGAGGCUCGUCUUUCAGCAAGUAUGGCAGUGGGAAAACUUGGCCGAAUCCAAACUACAAGCCCCCGGAAGAUGGCAAGGACAACUUUGUGACCUUCACCAAAGGCAGUGGAAAAGUGUGGCCGAAUCCAAACUACAAGCCAAAGCCCGGGGACAAGCCUUUCGUGAGCGGCACUGGCAAAGGAGGGACUGGAAAAGUGUGGCCGAACCCAAACUACAAGGGUGACGAUCCAAAGUACGUCUGGGGCGGCGGUGGCAAAGGCAGUGGCAAGACAUGGCCGAAUCCAAACUACAAAGGUCCUCCACCGAUCUACGAGACUCCCAAGGGGAAAGUAUGGCCGAAUCCAAACUACAAGGGUCCCCCAGUCGGUCCGGAGUUCGCAGGCAUUGGGAAGAAAGGUGGCAAAGUCUGGCCGAAUCCAAACUACAAGGGACCUCCGGUUGGUCCCGAGUUUGCUGGUGGGAGUCGAGCUAGCAGAAGAACUUGGCCGAAUCCAAAUGUUAAGCCGCUGCCUCCGGUGAAUCCUCCACCCGGUGGAUCUCCGUUUGGAGCGCCGGUUGGAGCACCAGUGGGAGCGGCUGUUGGAGCAGCACCGGCUGGAGCGAUGAAUGCUGGAAGUCCAGCUCCAGGAGGUGGCAGCUACAAUCCAGGAUUUAAUCCAAAUGCCGGAAGCGCUCCUGGCGGAUUCAACUCCAAUCCUGGGAGCGGUCCAGGGGGAUUCAACUCGGGUCCUGGCUCGAAUCCCGGAAACGGUCCAGGUGGUUUUAGUGCACAAGGUAGAAAUCCGGGGUGGUCUCCUAGUCCAGGAGGAAAUGCGGGUGGAGGCUAUGGAAGUAAUCCUGGCGGGUUUGGUGCUGGAAACUCUUCGACUGGAUUUAGCUCCGGGGGUAACAAUCCCGGAGGAUUCAACAAUCCGGGAAGCAACAGUGGUGGUCCAGGAAAUAGUCCAGGAGGAUUCAACACUCCGUCUGGAAGCAACAGUGGUGGUCCAGGCAAUAGUACGGGAGGCUUCAACAAUCCGGGAAGCAAUAGUGGUGGUCCAGGAAGCAGUCCAGGAGGAUUUAACAAUCCAAACCAGGGAGGUUUUAGCAAUCCUUCCUCGGGUGCCGGAGGUGGAGGUUUUAAUCCGGGAAGCGGAUAUAACACUGGGAACAACAAUGGAUACAACCCAGGCGGAGGAAGCAAUCCUGGAGGCUACAAUCCGGCACAGCAGCAGCCGCAGCAGCAACAACAACAACAAGGCCCUCCUGGAAAUCCAUGGUGAUAACUCAGCUAAGACAAAUCAUGUCUGAUGUGGUGCUCGAGAAGAUCAAAGAAUCCAGUGUUCUCCUUGCCAAUUCGUCGAUGAUUGCGAUUCGAAGCGAAGAGAUCAAGCUAUAGUAGAGGUGUAUGGCUUUCAGUAGUUUUACUUAAAAGACCAUGUAGCGAUAACUUUUGUUCUCUUAUAACCUCGAUCAAUCCAUUCUAUUUACAACCAA